AUGUUUCCGUUGCAUAUCAUCGUCUUUUCGUUCUUUACUGUUGCAGUGUGGGCUGCAUGCAACGGUCAUGAUGAGCUGUGCAAGCGCAAGUACUCGGAAAUCGCCUUCAUCGGAGCUCACAACAGUGCCUUUGUCGGUAAACAGCCAUCCCAAAACCAAUACAUCUCAGUGACAGAACAACUCAAUUUCGGCGUACGGUUCUUGCAAGCUCAGACGCAAGAAAAGAAUGGCGACAUACAAAUGUGUCAUACUCACUGCUGGUUGUUGGACGAAGGUCCUAUAGAAGACUACCUGGAAGACAUAUCAAGCUGGAUGGCAAACAAUCCAGACCAGGUUGUGACAUUGCUUUUGACCAACCACGACGCUUUGCCUAUCGAGAAGUUUGAUGCUGCGUUCAACAGCACGGGACUCAAAGAAUAUGUUUUCCGGCCAGAGAAGAAACUGGCUUUGGGCGAGUGGCCAACUCUUCAGAAACUUAUCGAUGAUGGGACACGUCUCCUAGUAUUCAUGGACUAUAACAUGGAUGAGAGCAAGGUUGGUUACAUUAUCAACGAGUUCGACUACUUUUGGGAAACGCCUUUUGGUGAACUCAAUCCUUCAUUCCCUACUUGCGAAGUUGAUCGGCCUGAGAACGGAGACCCUGCUGAGCUGAUGGGAAUUAUGAAUCACAUGCUCAACGACAAUGUUCUCGGUAUCAUUAUUCCGAGCCAGCAUCGUGCAAAACAGACCAAUUCGGCAAAGUCAAUUCAAGGUCAGGUAGACCUCUGCCAGGGGGAGUGGAGCACAAGACCAAACGUUAUACUUUUGGACUGGGUCAACGUUGGAGAUGCCAUGAAGGUUCAGCUGUCGUUGAACGGAUUGUGA
This is a messenger RNA of Fusarium pseudograminearum CS3096, 864 nucleotides long. RefSeq lists its product as uncharacterized. NCBI's taxonomy places the organism in Eukaryota, Fungi, Ascomycota, Sordariomycetes, Hypocreales, Nectriaceae. The transcript is spliced from 3 exons. Gene Ontology annotation, molecular function: phosphoric diester hydrolase activity. Bases 1 to 864 code for a protein of 287 amino acids. The record is from RefSeq and is a predicted model, not a curated record. Gene Ontology annotation, biological process: lipid metabolic process.